Molecule: messenger RNA, 2001 nt
Organism: Sitophilus oryzae (rice weevil)
Lineage: Eukaryota; Metazoa; Arthropoda; Insecta; Coleoptera; Curculionidae
Product: slowpoke-binding protein-like
Exons: 5
Coding region: 1-636 (211 amino acids)
Source: RefSeq, a predicted model, not a curated record
AUGACCACAGAUAGUAACGGGUGCCUGGUUCAAUGCCUAGGAAGACAAAUCAUCGAAGCAUUAUUAUUUUUAAGAAAUAGACAUUUACCACCUUUGUAUCAUCUUCAUUCUGGAAACGUAAUAAUCCAGAACGGCGUAGCUCGUCUGGCUGGCCUGGAAAACUCCCUCUUAGGCCUCGUACCAAAAGCGCCCUACGCACCGGAGACUCUAGCUUUUGGCUAUUUGCUCUUCGAGAUGUCCGCUGGCUAUGAACUGCCUUCGCUACCCAGUCAGGCACAUCUGCAGCUGGAACUGGAACGGGCUCCUAAAGUGGCUGACGCAUUGCAGUUUAUAUUUCAAAGUCCAAGAAUACCUACAUUGGAAGAACUGGUGAGAUGCGAUUUAUUCAGAGGCGUAGAAUUAAGGGAACUGAGAGGGGCCACUAUAGUUCAAACAGUGUCUUCGCCCGAAGUUUUGCAACUUUUGGAUGUCGUAAGAAGCCCCUCUUUACCAAGUCCACUUCUAAGGCGACAAGAAACCGUAGUGGUUAUAGAAGAUUGUAGCAAGAGGGCGCUAGAAGACAUUGCCGAAGAGGACGACAGUGAAAUUAGCGAUAGUUGUAGCGUAGAGGAAGAUAUCAGUCGUAACGCUAGGUAGUAGCUAUUAGGAUAACUAGAAUCGGAGUAGUUACUAGAGUUUUUUAAUAUUCCCUGUGUUCCAAAUUAGUGGAAUAAGGUAUGUUGACUCAGGCAGACUAUAUACUCUACAUUUUUCUUUCAUAACCAAGAAAUAUUAUAUACGAGUUUUUAUCUUAUUCAAUAAAUCAUUUCAUUAUGUACAGGGUAUUUCUUUGGGCUGCAGCAUACCUAAUUUCAAAAACUACGUUUUAUUGUAUCAGAAUGGCAUUGCUAAAUUAUUUAUUUUCUAUAAUAGCUGUGCUAUUUCUUAAAAUAGACAGUACUAUAUUAAAAAUUAUUUAUUUUUCUUCUGCAAAUACACACAAAAGAAGUACAUAACUAAUAGUAGAUUAACAUUAAUUUAUUUUGACACCAACAAAUCUAUUAUUAUUAGAGGUGUUGAAAAAGUAGAAACUAACUAUCCGUUACUCGACUACUCGUUACUUUAUUGAUACCCGAAGUAAGGUUGACAGCAGUUGACAAAAUUGACAGCAGUACCAAAAUCAGUACAAAGUAAUCAUAUUAAUCAAAGUAACGAAUAUUUGAAAUGAUUACUUAGUAGUCGAGUAACGAUUAGUAACGAGUAAUCAAAAAUAACGAAAAUAAACAUCAGUGAUGUCUUUAAAAGAUGGCAUAGUUAUUAUGUACAUAUUUUAACUUGUUUUUUUUUAUGAAACCCUACUAAAAUUUAGCCCUUUUUUGGCAGAAAAUAGUACCUUAUUCAUCAUGCUAAAUACAAAAUAAAGUAUAUUAAAAUCUAUAAAUAUAAUAAAAGUAUUUUUAUAGCGUCCAUUUCAGCAAUAAGAUUAGAUGCUAGAUAGGUCUUAACAGUUUUAUUAUAUCAAAUAACAUGUAUUUUAACCAAAAACUUGUAAUGUUUAAAAGAAGUAUUUAGGCAAUCAAAAUAUAAUUUUAGGAAAACCAACUCUAACCGUAUAUCUAAAAUAGAAAUAAAUUCGUACAAAAUCAGAGUAAAUAACAAUCAAAUUAAAUAUUAAAAUUUUUAGACAAAAUUGAGAACUAAAAUUUCCGCCUUUCUAUAACCUGGACAAAAAAUUAAAUAACUCGCAAUUAUAAUGUAAAUACUUAACAAAACUAGUGCAAUUUUCUAUACAUUGCCAGAAAUAUUUUUCUAGGUUACCUCUAUAUUAAAUAUAUUUAAUUAUAUACAGUGUGUUAUAUUUAAGAUAAAAAUAUUAUAUUUUUAUUAUUUGGACUAACAAAAAUUUGAUUUUUUACAACCAUACAAUGAUUGCUGUAUACAGGUUGAGAUAUAAUUUUUAUUUUAAUAUUGUAACUGAAUUUUUAAUUGGGAUCUUAAAAAAAUGUUUGUUCCAACUCGCCG